GUGAAUUUUCGUAAACUGCUUGCCAAGUGAGCAAAAGCCAGCUUCCCACGCGUUCUUUCUUUUUCUCUCGAGACUCCAAAGUUCAGUCUUCUCUCUGUUUCUGCGUUGAGCACUCUGACACUCAUUGAAACCAGAAGAGAAAAUCGGUUUUGGCUUCUCACCCAUGAUGGGCAUCAUCUUCAAAUUCAUCAUUUCGCUUCUGUUUUUCCUUUCAUGCAAUAGCUUCACUUCAACAGAAGCCUAUGACGCACUUGACCCAAAUGGAAAUAUCACAAUCAAAUGGGAUAUAAUUAGCUGGACUCCUGAUGGCUAUGUUGCAGUAGUCACAAUAUACAACUUCCAGGCAUAUCGUCACAUUCAAACACCGGGGUGGACACUGGGGUGGACGUGGGCAAAGAAGGAGGUAAUAUGGAGCAUGACAGGAGGCCAAGCCACAGACCAAGGGGAUUGUUCUCGAUUUAAAGCGAACAUCCCACAUUGCUGUAAGAAAACCCCUAAGAUUGUGGAUCUAUUACCUGGAACACCUUACAACCAGCAGAUUGCAAAUUGUUGCAAAGGGGGUGUACUCAGCUCAUGGGUGCAAGAUCCAGCUAAUGCGGCAGGUUCAUUUCAGCUCAGCGUUGGUUCAGCUGGAACCUCCAACAAAACAGUCAGAGUGCCUAAAAACUUCACUCUGAAAGCGCCAGGACCUGGUUAUACAUGUGGACCUGCAAAAGUUGUUAGACCCACUAAAUUUAUUACAGCAGAUAAAAGGAGAGCCACACAAGCUUUGAUGACAUGGAAUGUUACAUGCACAUAUUCGCAAUUUCUAGCUCAAAAAGCUCCUACUUGCUGUGUCUCACUCUCAGCCUUCUAUAAUGACACAAUAGUACAGUGCCCAAAAUGUGCAUGUGGUUGCCAAAACAACAUAACCCAGCCAGGGAGCUGUGUUGAGGCAGAUUCGCCAUAUCUAGCUUCAGUUGUUUCCGGUUCUGGCAAGAACAGCUAUACGCCUCUGGUUCAAUGUACAAGUCAUAUGUGCCCAAUCCGAGUCCACUGGCAUGUUAAGCUUAACUAUAAAGAAUACUGGCGGGUGAAGAUCACUGUUACAAACUUCGAUUACAGGAUGAACUAUUCAGAUUGGAACAUAGUUGUUCAACACCCCAAUUUUAGCAAUUUGACCCAGACUUUCAGCUUUGACUACAAGUCAUUAACACCUUAUGGAGAUAUCAAUGAUACUGCCAUGCUAUGGGGAAUUAAGUUCUACAACGAUUUUCUCAUGCAAGCUGGCCCUCUUGGUAAUGUUCAGUCAGAGGUACUUUUUCAGAAGGAUGCGACUUUCACUUUUGACAAGGGUUGGGCUUUCCCUCGAAGGGUUUAUUUCAACGGUGAUAAUUGUGUCAUGCCACCUCCUGAUGCCUAUCCAUGGUCGCCAAAUGCUAGUUCCCAGCAACACAUCUCCUUGCUUACUAUAGUCAUGACCCUCUUGUCAACCUUGACAUUCAUGUUUGCAUAUGCCUAAAGCUUCUAAUCUCUGGUAUACUUAAAAGUGAUACUAUAAAAUUUUCAGCCAGAUCAAAGAGACUCCAGUACUCAGGCAAACUGACUGAAGUUUCAUGCAUUUGGGCUAUUACUUCCAGCCGCAGUUAAAUGUGAUCUUGUGAGCGCUAUGAUCUGUUACCAAAAUAUUCUGUUGUACCAGAUAGGGGUGGGUGAAUUAACGACCUUUUUGUUGCUUCUAGCUGUUGUAUUUAUGUUCACUUACUGAAUCAUCUUGUUUGUAUGAUAUCCACAUCCAUUUUGUAAAAGUGAUUGUAAUAACAGGAACUAGUAACUAGGACUGUGUUGCCCAAAGAAACAAGGACAUGAAGCUACUUUCUCAUUUUGAUCACAAUAUUGUUUUUACUCUUA
Messenger RNA from Quercus robur (English oak), 1890 nucleotides. Its product is annotated as COBRA-like protein 1. Gene Ontology annotation, biological process: plant-type cell wall cellulose biosynthetic process; cellulose microfibril organization. Gene Ontology annotation, cellular component: plasma membrane. The transcript has 6 exons. The coding region runs from base 164 to 1501 and encodes 445 amino acids. Lineage: Eukaryota; Viridiplantae; Streptophyta; Magnoliopsida; Fagales; Fagaceae. The record is from RefSeq and is a predicted model, not a curated record.